CAAUCUCAUUUUGCAUCCCAAACGCUGUCGACGAAGGGCUCUGUUCUCUCGCGUAGGGAAGCCAUGGUGUUCAUCCGAACUUUGGAUUGCAGAACUCUCGCCGUCGAGUUGAAUCCGAUCUCGACCUCCCUCCGCUCCUUAAAGAUCACCGUCGAGUCCAGAACCGGCGUCCCCGUUCAUCUCCAGCGCUUCUUCCUCGCCUCCCGUCGUCUGGUCCCAAUCCCGGCCGCCGGGGAUGAAUCCACAACUACGCUCGCCGAACUAUCCGUUCUAUCUAAUUCCACCCUAACCCUCCACUUCCCUCUGCUCGGAGGCAUGCAGUCCUCUUCCGUUCAAGCGAGGCCUCCGCGCUAUGAGUUCCUCAACUCAAAACCCCCUCCGAAUUAUGUCGCUGGUCUCGGACGUGGCGCCACCGGAUUCACCACCCGUUCGGAUAUUGGUCCCGCACGCGCUGCUCCAGAUUUGCCGGAUCGCUCGGUCACUGCGAUUGGCGCUGCUCCCGCUGGCGUCGGCCGCGGCCGUGGAAAAGGCCCCGGAGGCGAGGAAGAGGAAGAAGAUGACGCGGAGGAGAAGGGUUAUGAUGAGAAUCAGAAGUUUGAUGAGUUUGAGGGUAAUGAUGUCGGUCUCUUUGCCUCAGCUGAGUACGACGAGGAUGACAAAGAGGCGGAUGCGGUGUGGGAGAGCAUCGACAAGCGGAUGGAUUCGAGGCGGAAGGACAGGAGGGAGGCACGGCUGAAGCAGGAGAUUGAAAAGUAUCGUGCCUCAAACCCUAAGAUCACCGAGCAGUUCGCGGAUCUCAAGAGGAAGCUUGCUGAUGUGACCCCCGAGGAAUGGGACAGCAUUCCGGAAAUCGGGGAUUAUUCUCUUAGAAACAAAAAGAAGAGGUUUGAGAGCUUUGUGCCGGUGCCGGAUACCCUCCUUGAAAAGGCUAGGCAGGAGAAGGAGCAUGUGAGUGCCCUAGAUCCUAAGAGCCGUGCUGUGGGAGGAACUGAGACGCCUUGGUCACAGACACCCGUCACAGAUCUCACAGCUGUGGGAGAAGGUAGAGGUACAGUUCUUUCGUUGAAGCUUGAUAGAUUGUCUGAUUCUGUGUCGGGUUUGACAGUAGUGGAUCCAAAGGGCUACUUGACUGAUCUCAAAAGCAUGAAAAUUACUAGUGAUGCUGAGAUUUCCGACAUCAAGAAGGCAAGGUUGUUGCUGAAAUCAGUUAUUCAAACAAAUCCCAAGCAUCCUCCUGGAUGGAUAGCAGCUGCAAGGCUGGAGGAGGUAGCUGGAAAGACACAGGUAGCAAGGCAGUUAAUUCAGAAAGGAUGUGAAGAGUGCCCAAAGAAUGAGGAUGUUUGGUUGGAGGCUUGUCGACUAGCUGGCUUAGUAAGCCCUGAAGAGGCUAAAUCAGUGAUUGCCCAAGGUGUGAAAGCUAAUCCAAAUUCUGUGAAAUUGUGGGUACAGGCUGCAGAUUUGGAGAAAACUGCUUUGAAUAAAAGUCGUGUCUUGAGAAAGGGGCUGGAGCACAUUCCAGAUUCAGUCAGGCUGUGGAAGGCAGUUGUUGAAUUGGCUAAUGAGGAGGAUGCUAUGGUCUUGCUCCACAGGGCUGUGGAAUGCUGCCCGCUUCACGUGGAGCUGUGGUUGGCACUUGCUAGGCUGGAAACAUAUGAGCAAGCAAAGAAGGUGCUCAAUCGGGCAAGGGAUAAGCUUUCAAAGGAGCCAUCAAUUUGGAUAACUGCAGCGAAGCUUGAGGAGGCCAAUGGUAAUAUUGGCUCUGUUAAGAGGGUCAUUGAGAGAGGUAUAAGAGCUUUGCAAAGAGAAGGGGUUGAGAUUGAUCGGGAGGCUUGGAUGAAAGAGGCAGAAGCUGCAGAAAGAGCCGGCUCAGUUGCUACAUGCCAGGCUAUUAUUAGCAAUACCAUUGCAAUUGGUGUGGAAGAAGAAGAUAGGAAGAGGACAUGGGUUGCUGAUGCUGAAGAGUGCAAAAAGAGGGGCUCCAUUGAGACAGCGCGAGCUAUUUAUGUCCAGACACUCUCUGUAUUUCUGACAAAGAAGAGUAUUUGGCUCAAGGCAGCUCAGCUGGAGAAGAGCCACGGGACUAGGGAAUCUCUUGAUAACCUACUUAGGAGAGCAGUUACUUACAGGCCUCAAGCGGAGGUACUAUGGUUAAUGGGUGCAAAAGAAAAAUGGCUUGCAGGAGAUGUCCCAGGAGCUAGAGCAAUUCUCCAGGAAGCAUAUGCUUCGAUUCCAAAUUCUGAGGAGAUAUGGUUGGCUGCAUUUAAGCUUGAAUUUGAGAACAAUGAGCCUGAGAGAGCACGAAUGCUUUUGGCUAAAGCCAGGGAGAGAGGGGGCACGGAGAGGGUUUGGAUGAAGUCUGCUAUCGUUGAAAGAGAACUCGGGAACACUUUAGAGGAGAGACGGUUGCUGGAGGAAGGAAUCAAGUUGUUCCCCUCAUUUUUCAAGUUGUGGUUGAUGCUUGGACAGAUGGAGGACAGGCUUGGUCAUGUUGAACAGGCAAAAGAAACCUAUGAAAGUGGUCUGAAGCAUUGUCCUAAUUGUGUUCCUCUUUGGCUUUCUAUUGCUAACUUAGAAGAGAGAGUGAAUGGCCUGAGCAAAGCUCGUGCUGUUCUUACCAUGGGAAGAAAGCGAAAUCCUCAAAAUCCUGAACUCUGGCUUGCAGCCAUUCGUGCUGAGUUGAAGCAUGGAAACAAAAAGGAAGCGGAUUCAUUGAUGGCGAAAGCACUGCAGGAAUGUCCUACAAGUGGGAUUCUUUGGGCUGCUUCUAUAGAAAUGGUUCCAAGGCCUCAGCGCAAAGCAAAAAGUGCAGAUGCUCUGAAACGUUCUGACCAUGAUCCUCAUGUGAUAGCAGCUGUGGCUAAGUUGUUCUGGUAUGACAGGAAGGUGGACAAGGCGAGAAGCUGGUUUAAUAGGGCGGUCACUCUAGCACCAGAUAUUGGUGAUUUCUGGUCAUUAUACUACAAAUUUGAACUCCAGCAUGGUGUUGAUGAAUCUCAGAAGGAUGUGUUGAAGAGAUGCAUUUCUGCAGAACCGAAACAUGGGGAGAGAUGGCAAGCAAUUUCCAAAGCUGUGGAGAAUUCCCACCUGCCAGUGGAAGCCAUUCUGAAAAAGGUAGUAUUUGUUCUGGGUAAAGAAGAAAGCUCAAAUAUUUUAGAUGGUGUGAAGUCAUAGACUUGUUUCUUAUCAGAUCCUUUGUGUUAUUGCUUCUGUUGCACGAAGUAUGAUAUUUUUUAUGUCUCCAUUUUUAAGUAUUAUGAGGUAUGACAGCAAUUUUAAUAACUAGCAGGUGCUGAUAUUUCUAUUUUAAA
Messenger RNA from Phalaenopsis equestris, 3308 nucleotides. RefSeq names its product protein STABILIZED1. Lineage: Eukaryota; Viridiplantae; Streptophyta; Magnoliopsida; Asparagales; Orchidaceae. Gene Ontology annotation, biological process: positive regulation of miRNA metabolic process; mRNA splicing, via spliceosome; spliceosomal tri-snRNP complex assembly. Gene Ontology annotation, molecular function: protein binding. The record is from RefSeq and is a predicted model, not a curated record. Gene Ontology annotation, cellular component: catalytic step 2 spliceosome; U4/U6 x U5 tri-snRNP complex. Bases 64 to 3171 code for a protein of 1035 amino acids. The transcript has a single exon.